UACUACAUGCUCACUGUGUUGCCCCUUCGCAUGAUUUAAAGUUCUGAUAAAUAAGGGUGGCUGUUAUUACGUAACCAUGUUGCAAGCGUUUCUGUUCAGUCUCUUCCAUUUAUAUGAACUGUUCUUGGCAUCUGCUCUCACCACGCAAGUCGCUGUGUCCGUAGCUGUGGUGGCCGUGUCAUCUGCUGUCGUAUAUUACUGCCAGCAUCGGGGAUAUGCAAACUACAUCAGUUUGGGUUUACUGUUUGGCGGCUGGAGAGCGGCGGGAGAACCGUUAGACACUGGUGGUGGUGAUAAUAAUGAUGGUGGGGACGUGCUUAAAAAAUAUAUCGGUCCUGGUGAUGGUGGGGGAGAAGGACCAUAUCCCAGCAAGGAGCAGGAAAUCGCUGGCGCCGUUAGGGCUUUAAUAUCGGUAGUUCCUGGGAGCGAGAUUCUUGAGAGCAAUGUCAGCGGGAAGAGUGUGAUGUUGUCUUCUGAUAAACAAUCGAAAGAUAUUGUACAUCCUAGCAGAAGUCAGCGAACAUUCGGACCAAGCGAAGAGGUCGUGGAGAGGAGUAAGGACUUUAGACCGAGAACAAACAUUGUGUAUUCUGGCGCUACUAAACAACACAUUCACAGUGAUAAUGUCGAGUAUCGAUGGGAGAAGGGAGCGAGCAAGCAACAAAGCGAUUGUUAUAACGAUAGGGGGUAUAUCUGCGAAAGGCAAAAACUAGAGGCUCAUUUACAAGGGAAAACAUUGAUAACUGAAAAACGGCAAGAAAAAUCACAUGAAUGUCCGGCGUCAGCGCAAAGGAACACUUCAGAUUUGGCUAGCAACGUGACAUUAACUCCAACAAGGUCAGCAUCAUCAAGUAAAAAGGAAGGGACAGGAACUAAGCCUAAUCAUCCGAACGAAGAAGUAAAGAGUCUUCAUCGUACAACCGGCAGGCUGAACGUCCGAUCAUCGGGCCAACAUAAUCCCCAUGCAUUGAUAGAAUGUAGCAAACACACUGCUGCUAAAAUUGAUCAUAAACUGAGGCCAGUAAAAAGCGCAUCUGAAGAAUCAAGCAGUAAAUUCGAAUCCGGUAUUCACACACAGAAAUCGGAUUUUAGUAUGGGUCACCCAAAGCCCGAUGUGUGUAGGCUAUUACAUGACGGCAUUGAGUUCACCGAUUUGACAAGUACCAAACAGACAGACUCACCAGUAAUUAGUGGUGUUCGUCGGUCAUCAGCACCGGUCCCUUUGAUACAUAUAUUUAAAAGUGACAAUCAGCCAGAAACAGAAAACGAAUAUGACAACACCCACAGAUUGAGUUUGUCCGAUACAACUUUAAUGCAUCUACCCACAGUGCAUCAAAAUGUAAGUUUAGAAGUGCCUAUGGUCUACGUUGGUCACCACGUGUCGUACUCUAAACCUAUCAGUGAAACAACACACGAAGAGAACAGAUCGGUACAAGACGACGUUUCUAUCUCAACUGAAUCUCGCGAUGGCAUGGAGACGGGCAUUGACUCCGAUAGUUGCGUGGCUGAGGUGAAACUCGAAGAAAUGUUCACCGGGCCACCGGUCAGUACGGAGCAAGUUUACGUUUCUAAAAUGCCGGUGCCAUCGGUCGUAAUCACGCCACCAGAUACUAAAUCGGACGACGAAAUGAACAAAGUACCAGAGCAAGUAUCUAUAAAAGCGAAUGACAGUCUCGGAGUGCCAAAUGUGUGUAUGUCCGAAUUGGUGGCUGCCAAGUCAACACAAUGCAUAUAUUUAACAACUCAAACGCAGGACGACAUACGUACGUCGUCGGUGUUGACUUCUAUGAUCGUACCUGAAAUACGAACUAUGGAAGUCGGCGAACCAGCACCUGUUUGUGCAAAAAAAAACAACGAACUUGAAAGCAAUAUUAAUUCGGAACAAUUUACAAGCUCCUGUUUAAUUUCGUACGAGUGUCUAGGUGUUCCCUCGAUCAAUACAGUAAAGGAGUCGUACCCCCAAAAGGAAGAACGAAGACCACCAGAUAUUGAAAUGAGUUUUCCGCCGCCACGGCCAAUUUUAAAACACGAAGCAGCUCCACCCAGUCCCACCAGUCCUACAAAACGAAAAUCCGUGAAGUUUUCACAGUCUGUUGUCGGGGUUGAUGAUGAUGGCGAUGAUGGAGAUAAUGAAUAUUGUUUUGACAACGUUUACUCCCUUUCGGAACAGGAACACAUCAAAAGGCCGCGGUUACAACGAGAUUACGGGUUUGACAUCCCCGAUUUAAACGGGUCAGAAAAAAUACAUUUACAGCGAAGCAAACGAGAAAUGGCGACGAUACCGGCCACGAUAGUUGAUGUAAAAACACGAUUUACGCAGUCUUCAGCUAAAGAGGCCAUGUUGUUCUUCACAGAGAAAACACUUGGUUCUAGCGAUAGUUCAGACAGUUCUGAUAAACCGGACUUCAUUUUUGGUCAGAAAAGUGACAUCACAUUUGAGAAAAGAGUUGUGAACAAUAAAACCGGUGGCGCAAAUGAAUGUAAUCAAGCUGCUGUAAAAAAUGGUGCAAAAUCGAGAUUCCUAGAAGUAACACAGAACGAAGGAAGGUCACAUUUCCUCCUCACUACAACCAUUACCACUUCGACGUCGUCAGAGAGCAAUGGUAGUGAGGACAACGGCACCAUAGAAACAGAAGAUGCCAAAUCUCGAUUCCUGCAAAGUUCGGAUGCGGCAAAAUCGAGUUUAUUACUUUCAAAGACGAUCACGGGUUCCGUUGAGUCGUCCUCCGAUGACACCACUGUGUGCAUCCCUAUGCCGGUUUUACAGGAGGCUGAGCAAAACGUUCCGACGAGUUCCGCUCAAGACGCUGAAGAUCAGUCAGAUCGUCUGGACGUUGACGGCGAGAGCGCAAAGUCGCGAUUCCUCGAGUCAUGUAGUGAACCAGAAACAGUCGAUAGGGAGGAAUAUUUAGAUGUACAAAGAUCGGAUGGAUAUGGCGAAAGAGAAACUAGAAAACCAAGUCGGUGGGACUCGGAAGCGAACGCCGCUUGGCACAAGGCACUUCAAGACGAAUUGUCGGUUGACAUCGAGUUUUACGAGAGUGAUGACGACGAAGAGAAGGAAAGCGAGAAAAGGAGUGAUAGAAGGCUCAAAGACAGUCCUAGUGAUGGAUCUAUUUCCGACCGGACACAUAGAAUCGCCGAAGCAGACACCGACAAGAUAGAUUGUUUCAGCCCGUGGUAUAACAAAGCAGUGGUGUUAGAUAACGGGUCGGAUGUUCUGAAGGUUGGUCUUGCAGGCGAUUACCUGCCGAGUGCCUCGAUACCCACACUGGUUGGCAGAAUACGAGAUAGCGUGGAGAGUGCGUCAUCGAAGGAAACGAAUACAUUCGUCGGUGAUGACGCUCUCGCCAAUCAAGGGAUUUUAUCUUUCGAUUAUCCUGUCGAAGAUGGCAUUAUUGAUAACUGGAGCGACAUGGAAAGAAUCUGGGACCACGUGUUCACAUACGAAUUAGAUCUCUCGCCAUCUGAGCACCCAGUACUGAUCACCGAGAUAGCUACAGCACCCAGGGAACAACGACAAAAAUACCUCGAGGUGAUGUUCGAACGGUUCCAUGUGCCCGCAGUAUUUUUAUCGAACCAAGCCGUGCUGUCCUUACAUGCCAGUGGUCACACAUCCGGUGUUGUUCUGAGCAGCGGAAGUGGUGUCACCGAGUUGGUACCAAUAUACGAAGGAUUUGCCUUAUCGCAUGCUGUAUCAGUGCUUGAUAUCGCAGGUCGUGAAGUUACUCGUCAGCUGGCCAGGUUAUUGCAGUGUGAACGAGGCUACAAUUUCACAACGUCAUCGGAAUGGGAAAUUUUGCGAAUAAUGAAGGAGAGACUGUCAUAUGUAGCAUUAGAUUGUGAAAAUGAGAAACGACGAGCAAAGGUGGUUGAAGCACAUGAAUAUAAAUUACCCGAUGGCCAGACAAUGAAAGUUAGUAAUGAACUGUUUCAGUGCACAGAGUCUUUAUUUGACCCCAGCAUUGUUGGGAUCACUCAUCAAUCUGGAAUACAUAUGCUGGUUAAAGAAUCGCUACAAAGGUGUGAUCCUGAAAUCCGCGCACUGCUGAAGGACAUGUUGCUGUUAUCUGGUGGAAAUACGAAGCUGAAAGGUUUCUUGCCAAGACUACAAAAGGAACUAAGAGGACUCAAUUUGAAUAUGUCAGUGAGUGCGCCGACGGAGAGGGACAACUCUGCUUGGAUCGGUGGCUCCAUAUUGGCAUCCCACAGUAGUUUCAUGGAUAGAUGGGUGACGGUGGACGAGUACGCUGACCAAGGGGAACAAAUUGUGCAUAGGAAAUGCUUCUGA
This is a messenger RNA of Saccoglossus kowalevskii, 4291 nucleotides long. RefSeq lists its product as uncharacterized. NCBI's taxonomy places the organism in Eukaryota, Metazoa, Hemichordata, Enteropneusta, Harrimaniidae. The record is from RefSeq and is a predicted model, not a curated record.